This is a messenger RNA of Drosophila innubila, 805 nucleotides long. It is a transcript of the gene bai, whose product is annotated as transmembrane emp24 domain-containing protein bai. The coding region runs from base 66 to 686 and encodes 206 amino acids. The transcript is spliced from 5 exons. The record is from RefSeq and is a predicted model, not a curated record. Gene Ontology annotation, biological process: endoplasmic reticulum to Golgi vesicle-mediated transport; intracellular protein transport; Golgi organization. NCBI's taxonomy places the organism in Eukaryota, Metazoa, Arthropoda, Insecta, Diptera, Drosophilidae. Gene Ontology annotation, cellular component: endoplasmic reticulum; Golgi apparatus; COPII-coated ER to Golgi transport vesicle.
GCCACCUCAUCUCUGUUACAUUUGUCAAAUUUUCCUAGUUUCUGACUGCUGACUAAAAAAAUAAAAUGCUUAAAGCAAUUAUUGCAAUUUUAACAAUUUUAGGAUGUAUUUGGCCCCUUCACAGUGUUAUGUUUCACUUGACACCUAACACACAAAAGUGUCUUAAGGAAGAUAUACAGGCCAAUCAAUUGGUGAUGGGGGAAUACGAGGUCUCCGAUGUACCCGGCCAAGUUAUAGAUUACAUUGCUCGAGACACCAAAGGUCACAUACUGUCACAAAAGGAGCACAUCACCAAAGGAAAGUUCAGUUUUAUGUCGGAGGUUUAUGACACGUACGAGAUUUGCUUCAUUUCCAAAGUGCCACCACAGCAACGUGGAAUCAGUCAGGAAGUUUCACUUGUGACAAAAAAGGGAGUUGAAACUAAGAGCUAUGAAGGCAUUGGCGAGGCCUCGAAGUUGAAACCGCUAGAAGUUGACCUUAAGCGUUUGGAGGACCUCUCUGAUUCAAUUGUUCGCGACUUUGCUCUAAUGCGAAAGCGGGAGGAGGAAAUGCGUGAUACUAAUGAAAAAACAAACAGCAGAGUGCUAUUCUUUAGCAUCUUUAGUAUGUGCUGUUUGCUUGGAUUGGCGACAUGGCAGGUUCUAUACCUACGCAGAUAUUUCAAGGCAAAGAAACUCAUCGAAUAGUCGAAUAGUAAUCGGAGUACGAGUACAGUACAGUUUUUAUGUAGGUUUUCCAAAUUCAGGACCUCAUCCUCAAUGCUGCACUUUCCAACUCAUUUCACAAUAAAUUCUAAUAAAUAAAA